Caenorhabditis auriculariae is the source of this 8821-nucleotide messenger RNA. The record is from the annotation of a GenBank genome assembly. NCBI's taxonomy places the organism in Eukaryota, Metazoa, Nematoda, Chromadorea, Rhabditida, Rhabditidae.
AUGGCUCUGGAGAGCGACACGGACAGCGUGGUCCGCGACAGCAGCAGCGACAUCGAAAAUCGCGUCAAUGCUGGUCCGUCGAAGCCGCCGCCCAGCCCCGAAGAGCUGGCGGAGAUGAAAAACGAACUUCAGAAGCUCGCCUCCUGGGUAAAAUAGUGAUAUUUAAUGGUGUAAAAAAAUCUCUAUGAGUACGAAGUUAGCCCUUUUUUGUCCGAAAGCCACAAAAUGACGACGAAAAAGCACUGAAGUAAGCAAAGUUAAAAUAGCUCUGAAACUGCUGUUAAGGCUCAAAAAAAAGAGCGGGACGGACAAAAAUCGUUAUUUUUCUAUUUAAAAAUAUGAUACAUGCUGAUUUAAAAUCAAAAUAUAAAAAAAAAUCCUCUUUCCUACAGUUCCACGGAUUCCCCGGCUUCCACAGAGCAAGACAACUCGAUUUGGAAGAUCCGAUCGCCAUGUGCAAUUGUCACGUUUUCGCAGAGUUCCUACACCUUAUGUCAGUUAUUUUCUCAGAUUUUAAAACAAAAAAAGAGAAUUUUCAGCAAAGAACGGACGUUUGACGACGCUUGGCUCAACACAAUUGUCAAGGGGAAUUCGGUGACGAAUAAUCACGUGAAAAGGAGCGCUAUUAGGAAGGUUUCAAAAUCAAAAUGGGACUUUUUAUUGAUCUUUUUCAAUCUGUUCUAGUUAUUGUGAAACCCCGAAGUAAAGCUAGAAAGAAAACUGAAAUUUCUAAUUUCAAAAAGAAAAGUGGAUUUUCAUUUUUUCUAAAAAAAAUAUAGCUCUCCUGAUUAACUAGUUUUAAGUUUGAAAAAUAUGAGGUAAAAAAAAAGCUAGGGAGUCUUUGAAUUAAAGAGGAUCUAGAGAUAUAAUAAAAAUUUCCAUUUACUCAAGCUUCUUCUUUCAAAAAUUCCUUCCAAAAUAUUCAGAAGUUGGUGAUUUUCCAUACUUUUUAGUAUUUCGAAGGUUUUCUUUUCGUUUCUCAAGGCUUGAAAGAAAAUGAGAAGAUAUAUUAAGGAAUCUAGAAAAUUUCCAUUUUCAAACUGAAUUUUCAAAGAGCUGCGUAUACUUUUAACGCCGAUAAGUUCAAAAUCAACAAGAAUCCACUGAUUAUUGGGAUUGGGGAACAUUUGCAGCUCAUGCGACAACUGACCAAUUAUAUCACGAUAGAACUCGGGUGCCGUGUUGAGACGGAACGUUGGAAUCACCAGGACGCUUUCAUCAAUGGUUUUUUGAGAGAUUUUCAGAGUUUUAUCCCAAGUUUGAUUUUUCAGGUACCGUCGAAACGGACCUUCCGGUUGUCUUGAACCUUGCCACGUUGAUUGUCGGCGUCGCUCAUUUCGGGCCGACUGCUAAAAGUUGGUGGAAUUUUUGCGAAGAUUAUAAAUAAAUGAAAAUGUUGUUUUAAAUUUUGGAGAACUUCAUUCAUUUUUUGAAUUUUUCCUGGUCUUCUCAAUAAUAUUUUACCGGCUGAGUUUCCAAAUUUUUUCCUGAACUUCAGAGGUCAUAUCUAUCUGUUGAUUCCUUCCUUGAAUUUUCAAAAAUAUGUAUUAACUGGUUGAUUUUUUGAAUUUUUUUUCCUUGUUUUUUCGAAUUUUUCCACCAAAUGGAUUCGCUUACCUUCAGAAAUCGUACCGUACUCCUCGGAACUCACUUCGACGGCCCCAGAUUGCAUGCGCAUCGUCGCCAACAUGGUCAAGGAGGUGUUGACGGAAAUCCCGGCUCUCGGAACCCUCAAAGGAGGUGACGACGAUGACAACGACGCCGUCGCAGCUUCAGAAGCCGCCGUCUCCGAUCGGCUCAACGAGUCUUCGUUCAGAAUUUCCAGUGGAAGUGAAGUCGUCGAGUCGUAUCAGCUCCAGAAGUUGACCACACAGGUCAUUCAGAAAAAAAAGUAGUUUUAGAAAAGGGGAUCAGCUCGUUCCGAUUAGUGUACUGUAGGUUAAAAUUGUGCAUGCACCGAAAGCGGUUUUUGGGCUUUAACUUUUUUGAAAAGGAGUUUUCGCUACAAAAAGUAUGCGAGUUUGAAGAACAACACAAUAGAAAAGCUCAGUUGAAAUUAUUUAUCUCUUGAAGAGAUUUUUUUCGCAAGCGCUAGAAAAUUAUUAAAAAAAUUUGGAAAAAAAUUUAAAAAUUAUUAUUCUAAAAAUUUUUCCCCGGCUGAUGAAUGCAAAUUCAAUUGAUCAGUAUUAGUAGAAAAAAAUUUUAUCUAACUAGCGAAUGAAAUUGUUAAAUCAACAGAGUCUCAAAACUUUUUUUAAGAAAAAAAUAGAAAUUUUAUUUUUCGUUUCUAUACGUUUUUCGUAUCACAUGACUUCGAGCUAAAAACGAAGUUACGUAUAUGGUUUAUAAAGCCUUUUUGUCAAGCUUUUUCGAGUUUCUCUAUGAUAACUAUAUUGAAAGCUUGUUUAUCGCGGGCCUUUUUUCCCACGGAAUGAUCAGAACUGGUUUUUUCAUGGUCUGCGACGUUUCCAAUACAAUAAGGGAGAGAAAAAGAGCAGAGAGAGCGUGAAUUUUGAAGAGAGAGUUGAUGGUAUCAGAUAACUCUUUUUUUUUCAUUUGUUUUUUUAUUGUGUGAUAAAUUUCCGCCGACGCAAUGUCUACUUGCAACUGUUUGAUUUCCUCUUGAAAUUUUAUCAAACACGGUUUUUUGUUCUAUCAUUGAUUCUUUCGUUUGGUUUGAAGUUUUGGCAAACGAUUCUUACCUUUUCUUAAUAAUGUAGCUCGAAAUUUCGAAUUUUUUGCCUCAAAAAUGACUUACAAGAGGAUUUUUAGCCCGUGCUCGAUCUUUCCAUGAAGCUCUUUUGAAGUGAAUUUCAAAAGUUCCUGAUCCCAAAAUAAAAUUUCUUGCAAUAAACUUUUUUUUGAGAUGUAACGGUUCACAAGCAUCAGCAAGCUCUUUUUUUCAUAAUUAGUUGAUUUUUUCGAAUUAUAAAGCGUAAAAACUCGGAAACGAGCUCUACCUUGAGAAGAAAAUGUCUUGUUCGAGGUCCUGAAGAUCAUUUUAGUCGAGUUUCAUUCGAAGCCCCUGAAGCCACCACGUUUGAAUCUUCAAAAGUUAGAGAGUACUGGUAAACAGGAGGCUGUUUACAGAGAAAAACGCCAGACCUCUCAUUUUUUAAGUCUAACUUUCAAAGAUUCGAACGUAGAGUUUACACGUUACAAGUUUAUUUAGUCUCUAGAGAAAAUUUUUUGCUGAAUCAUGGAAUAAAGAAAGAAGUUAUCUUCGGUUUGCGGAAUAUCGUUGGCCAAGAUAGACUCGAAAAUCAUUUUCUCUUCUUCCAAUUGAAAUUUGAGCAUUCCGACGAUGAGCUUCUUCUUUAUCGAACGUAGACUCGGGCUGAAUCAACUUCCUUCUUUAGAAAAGAAAAUACAUUAUCUAAUUUCAGUUGAGCGAAACUGCGCGGGAACGGGAUAAGCUGGCUCUGGAGCUGGAGACGAUGCAAGUGGCGCUAAGGGAGUCGGAAAUGGCGGCCAAGGCGAGCACCAGCGAUCCGGCCAUCACUUUUCUCGAGGACCAGAACAAGAAUCUCAAGGUGGUGUUUUCAAAUUAAAAAGACAAAGGUUUUUUUUUAUAGGAAAGACUGCGGGAGUCUGAAGAUAAACAUAGUGAGCAGGAAGGCCUCCUCGACUCGUUGAGGACGUCGGUCAAGGAACUGACGGAGAACAACACCAGGCUUAUGACCGAAGUGAGGGUUUGGGCAUUUUGAGAAUGAAAAAGGGGAAAAAGAAUGUUAUUUACGCUACUAUUUCAUUAUUUUGCUGUAAAUGUUCGGGUUCAAGUAAUAGGCCACAAGGAAAUGAAACUUUCUAGGCCGUAUGUCUCAAAAAAAAGAGAAGAUUUUUCUGUUUUGAUGAAAUUGAAAAUUCCCUGUUUUUUCAUUGAAGUCAUUGCAAUUCUCAGAAUAGUGAGUGAUAAAAUUAACAUAUUGAACUUGAAAAUAAAAGAUUUCGCUCUACUUUUCGCGAUCUUAUCAGUGGCGAAAGAAGAAUAAUAUGCUCAAAAGUUAGGAUUGAUAAGAAAAUUAAAGUUUUGUUUUUGUCACUACGAGAGGUUUGAAAUGAAUAGUUAGAUGAAACAAGCAUAAAUAUCGAAAACUUUUUCUCAAACGAAGAAAAAAUUUCCAAACUUACGGUAAGUUAUCCAGAACCGCGACGUCAGCCAGCUGAAAAGCGAGAUUCAAUCGUUACGCGAUGAGCUAGAGAUCUCAAGAGAUCAGUUGGGCAAAAGCCGCGUCGACAGCGAACGACGGAAACAGAUUGAGAAGGAGCUGAAGGAACGCGAUGCUCAGGUCUGUAGAAAAGGGAAAAAUAUUGGAAAUCACCGCGAAAGUGGCGUCAUUUCAUGUUAUAAUCAAGGUAGGGUUACGUGAAAAUAUAGCCGAUCCAUGGAUAGCUUGGGACUCAAAGGGGCGUGGCCUGUCUGCGCUCUCCACCUACCAGGCACCGUCUCUUUUCUAAUCGUGCCAGGACCCGUUCCUCGAGUGCUCAAGCCAGUCGUCAAUCAGCCAUUGAUAAGCGUAAAAUAAACCGGCUGCGAAAUUUCUGCUGUAAUUGGCAGAAUAUGGUUGGAUUGAGUGCUCUACGGGCAACGUGUUUGAUAAUAAUUUAUUUUUUUUUCUAUUUCGAACUUUCUAGUUGUCUUACAAUGUAUUUUUUUGAUUGGCAAAGAAAAGCUAAAAAAGGUUUUGCAGAAUAUUAUGGAUCUCAAAGAUAAUAAUAUUGAAGGAGUAGAGAUUCAACUAUGUCUUUUUCCGAGUAGAGUUGAUUUUGAAUUACUGUUUAAUUGAAUAAAUAUUUGAAUGAUAAUUAAAAGUAUACUUUGUAUUCCAAAACCCACGAGAUGGCCCAAAAAAAUCAUUUUAAUCAUGGGAAAAUUUUCUCCGAUAUCGGAUACGUUUCAAAAAGUCUUCAAAGUUUUCCGCGGAAUAUUUUGAUUUAUUCUGUGCUUCUUCAGCUUAGUUUUGGAUAAUAAUUGAAAGAAGACUUCUUAUUUCAAAACCCACGCGGAGCGCAAAAAUCAGUUUCCUCAUGAAAAAAUUCUCUUCGAGAUUGGAUACGUUUUAAAAGACUUUAAAAGUUUUCCGCGGAAUAUUUCGAUUUACCUUGAUCUUUCCGACUUAGAUCAAACUGCAACAGUCGCGCCUCGACCACUACAUCACAAAAUCGACGGCUGAAUCGGCGGAUCGUGAUCAAAUCAAGGUGGAUUUCACCGAGAAACACACAUUUUCGUACUUUUCCAGACGCUACGCCAGCAAAUCGGAAACUUGAAUGGAACCAUCGAAAGCUUGGAAGGAAAGUUGGUCCACAGUGAAAAGCAGAUUUCGGAGGUUUAUCCAGUGAGAAACAAUCCUUUCAACUUGAGAUUUGUAGCUCGAAAAUGAACUGGUGAAGAUGAAGGAGCGAAAUAACGCGCUGGAAAGUAGGAAAGAGGAGCUGACGAUCGAACGGAAUGAGCUGCAGAACAAGCUUUUGGAUGUUCAAGGUUGGUUGUGAAGAAAAUUACGGUAGAUUUAGACGAAAAAUGGUUAUAUAAGUGCGUACUUUGGAGCGUUGUAUUUAUUGAAGAAAAAUCAUCCCAAAACUAUAUUUGUUCUUCUAAAUCCAGAAAGAGAACUUUGAGUUUUAAUGAUUUUCUAAGGUUUUCCCGUUUGUUCUAGGUCUACGAACUCAUUAAUUUUGGUAUUAUAGAUGUUUUCAAUUUUUUCCUUGAUUCCAAUAUAUUUUUCUGAUUCAUUUUUUUUUCUCUUGUUUGAUUUGAUGACAAACCAUGUUGGAAAGUUGUGCAGAAUCAUUUUUUUUUUCCAGCUACUUGAUCAGAUUAUUUAUAGUUUUCUCAGUAGUUCUCCGCAAAAAAAUAUUUUAGGAAUAGUCUUUGCCGAUUUUGGCUAUUGAUUUGGAAGACAAGCUUUAAAUUUCUGAGAUGUUGAUAAUUUUUCAUAUUUCUCCCCUUCCAGCUUCGGAUAGCAACACAGAACGAUCGCUUCACGAUUCCCUGGGCGCCGACAACGAGCUCCUCAAUAAUAAGUAGGAAUAAGAAAUUCGACAAAAAUUAAUGAGUUUUUUUUAGCUCGUUCGAACGUCAGAAGCUCGAGGUUGAGAAUAAGAGGCUGCACGAGCGUGUUCAGGAGCUGGAAGGACUCGAACAGCUUCAAGGCGAAGUUUCAAUUCUGAAGAACCGAAACGCGACCUUGGAGGGUGAUGCUCAGCUCGCCGAGAAGCGGAGGGAUGACUUGAUGGUGGGGAUUAAUGGUUUGGAAGAAAAAUAGUUGAAGAGCUCAAGAAAGAAGUCAUUUUAGUGUGAAAGAUGUUGAAAGACAGUUGAAAAGACGUAGAAAAUAUAGAUGCUUGGCUCAAAAAUAGCUAAAAUAGCAAAAAAAAAAAAGAUUGUUUAGGUCCAGAUAGCCGAUCUGCAGCAGAAAUUGGACAGCAGCCAACUGACGGUUCAAGGCGGCGUCGCUGACUUGACUAUACAACUGGAAAAGGCUUUGAUUGAAGGCCAAAAGUCGAAGGAUGUGGCUGAAAGAACGGAAAGAAGGCUCAAUGAUCUGGAAGGUUUCUCCAGAAUCAAAGCUCGAUUUUCAAGUUGGACUUUUUCCAGACGAGUUGGAGAAGAAAGUGAAAGAGAACGAGAAACUUCACAGAGGCCUCGAAGGAGCGAAAAUGGUCAUUGAUGACUUGGUCUGAUGAUUUUUGAAGGAAUGGAAGUUGAUGGAUUUUUCUAGGAGAGUCACGUGAAGGUCGUUGACGAAGACGGCGGCAAGACGUCCGUUCAGCAGUUCCGACAGCUUCAGAUGGACAAUGAGCAGAAGGAGAAAAGGGUGAAUAAAAAUGACGCGAAUCAGGAAAAAAAAUGAACUACCAUGAGAUAUAAUCCAUUCUCCGUGACUUGACAGUUUUCGAGUGUCUGCGUCUCUCUGUUCCUUCACCGGCGUGAUCAGGGAAAGGGUCGCCGAGAGAUUAGGAGGGCGCAGAGAAAGGCAGCAGUUUCAAGUCGCGAAAAUUGGACUAUCCUUUAGAGUUUGUAAAUUGACAAGAAUAUUUUACAAGAAUUUUAUGUAUUCACUAUGGAUUAUAGCCUUCUGGUCGCAUUAAGAAUGACUCAACGCGUCGCGGUCGCGCUGCGGUUGAAUCCUGAAUUUUGAAAUGUUGUUUUACGCCUUUUUUCGAAAUUUGCGGAUUUUUAUAUUUACAAAAGGUGUUAGAUGGAAGAUAACGGGCUCAUUUUCAAGAUUCGGCAACUUGAAGAGGAGCUGGAAAACGGAAAACGAAAAUACGAGGAGGAGACACGGCUGGUCGCCACUGGAUUCCAUGCGGCGGUAGGUUUUUUUCUUUCUGGAUUAAAUGAUUCUCACAGUACCAGAUUGCGAUGACACACGGAAAAUUUGGAAGUAGUAGGGGAGUUUUAAAGAAAAGUAAUUUGACGAAAUUUUUCUUCAUUAUCUUGAGCGUUAUUUAAAAUUGUCCUCUAGGUGGUUCUGUUUAGCUCAUCGUGGCCCAAGAAGUGCAAGUAAAGAUUUUGAUAAGUCGGGUACAAAAAUUUGAAAGUCAAGAAAUAACGUCAACUUUUAACGUGUUAAGGUUGAUUUUGAACGGGCGUGUGAUACUUACUGGCUUCAAGUUAUGAAGAAUUGAGAGGAUGUGAGUAUGAUGAGAGGGGCGGCGCUUGAGGGAUCACUUGAAAUUCAAAAUCUUAACGGACCAUAUCGAUUUCCUCAGGUCCUUGACCGGAAUCGAGACGCGAUGACGUCGACGACGACGACGCCGCAACGACGGACUGUGGGCGGCGGCACCGUCGGAAGCCCCGACGUCGACGGCGCCAACGGCCAACCGGCCGCCUUCCUCACCCGCCAGAAAAUGCACCAAGCACUUCCUUGGAGGUAAUCGAAGAAUUUGAAAAGAAGGAGUUGUAGGAAUCGUAUUUAUCUAGGGGAAAGUAGUUGAUAAUAAGUUGAGAUUACAGAAGUUGUAGUUUAGAAUUAAAGAUCGAUAAGUCAAGUUAGUUUCAAAAAAGUCUUUUCAACUAAUUAUUGGAAAAAAGAUAAAAACGUUUAUUUUUUUCAGAUGCAACUAGGCGUUAGAGUGUUCCGUACCCUCACAUACCCCAAACAAUAGGGAUUUUUGUCAAUUUACCUUUUUUUCUGUUCAACUGUACCUAUGUUCACUUUUUUCGAAUUUUUUAUCGCUUUCGGGCUUUUCCCUUUGUUUUUUUUGAAUCCGAAAAAAAACUCGAGCUUUGAAAAUUUUUUUGAAAUCGCGUCUUAUGAUUUUGUUUUCUAUUGGUGCUGGUCACAUCAAUUUUUUGUGUGGUGAUGGUGAUUUGUUACUAAUUGAAGCACAGUGGUUAGGAAUUUUAUUUCGAGAAGGUUUCGUCAGCAUUUUUUUUCGGCUAGCCAUUCAGAGACUUAGUUCUGUAGAGCGCACUUGUACAGCUUGGAAGUCUGAUUUUGAACAGUUCACUCGAAAAAUCUUAAGAUAACGAGAUGAACCUAAGAAUCUUUGAAAUAAAUUUGACUCGUAACUACUUGAUCCGUCGCGAUUUUAAACAGUUGACUGUCUGCGCUCUCGCUUUCCCUCAUGAACCAAAAGUUUUACUGUUUUGAAUCGCGACCAUUGUUUUAUAAUAAAAAAAUUCACUCACUCACGCAUCCGCUCACUCACACACUCACUCACUUACUCAUUCAACAGUCGCCUGUCGUUUUUUCGUAUUUUCAGUGGCAGACUCUUAAGGGGCGUGUUGAUCUUCUUGAUGUCGUUCUUGAUCAUGGCGACAAUGCUCUUCUCCGUCCACCAGUACCACGAAUCCGGCCCGCCCAUGUCGUGA